CCUGGCUCGCGUUUGCAGCAUUUUGCAUCGUAGGGCUGCCCCCCAGCGAUUUGACCGUAGAAAAGAUGAUCCUCACGCAAUGCCCCGUGUGCGCUGCCCCCCUGCCGCACACCUCAGCCAAACAGUGCAGCCGCUGCAAGACGCGCUACUGCGGGCCGGUCUGCCAGAAACAACACUGGGAGCAAGGAGGCCAUGAUAAGCUCUGUAGAAAGAUAAGGAAAGGCGGCGGCGCCGAGCAAUACCACGCAAAUAACAAGUACGCGGAGGCUGUAACGGUCGCGGCGGAGGCGUGCGCGGAGGACACGAAGGGGCAGACGUGCUAUAUUUGUACACAAGCGUUGCAUUGGAAAACGAAGGAGGGCCUCGUGCGCGGAUGCGCGUGCCGCGGAACGGCGGGCUUUGCACACGUGAGCUGCCUGGCGGAGCAGGCGAAGAUUUUGUUCGCGGAGGCCGAGGAGAACAAUUUGGACUACAACACGUUGGGUACGAGGUGGAAGCGAUGGGACACGUGUAGCCUGUGCGAGCAAAAGUACCACGGCGUCGUGCGAUGCGCGCUCGGGUGGGACUGCUGGAAGACGUACCGUGGGCGGCCGGAGAGGGAUGAAUUUCGGAUCACUGCGAUGAGGAUGCUAGGGAGCGGCUUAACCUGUGCAGGACAUGACGAGGACGCGUUGCCCGUGAAGGAGGCGGAGUUGGCUAUGCUGUGGCGGCUUGGCGCGUCAUUACAUGAAACUCUCGUCACUCAGAGCAAUCUCGCAAAUACGUAUAUGAAGGUCGGACGGCUAGAAUCGGCCCUACAGAUCAAGCGAGACGUGUACUCUGGACGCGUGAAGAAAGACGGCGAGGAACAUGAAUAUACCCUCAUAGCAGCCAACAACUAUUCGUCGUCCCUUAAUAGUCUCGAGCGCUUCGAAGAAGCCAAAUCACUGUUGCGCAAAACGAUGCCCGUAGCACGACGCGUUCUCGGGGAUAAUGAUGAAAACACGCUCAGGCUGAGGUGGAGCUACGCGAAGGCGCUCUACAGGGACCCCACCGCCACGCUCGACGAUCUCCACGAGGCCGUGGAGACGCAUGAGGACUUGGAAAGGAUCGCGCUGCGCGUCUUCGGGGGCGCGCAUCCGGCCACCGAGAUGAUUCAGGGCUCGCUACGGGAGUCGCGAGCGGCGCUCAGCACCCGCUCCGUCUGCGAGGCCAUGGCCGCGAUGACGCCGCCCGGGGACGCGUAAAAGCAACCGCCUAUACUUACG
This is a messenger RNA of Pelagomonas calceolata, 1247 nucleotides long. The record is from the annotation of a GenBank genome assembly. Lineage: Eukaryota; Pelagophyceae; Pelagomonadales; Pelagomonadaceae.